GGUCACGCCCGCCCCCGGCCGCGCCACCGCCCCUUCCUGUCAUGGCCGCGGCCGGGCUGUGGGAGCUCGGCGGGGCGGCGCGGGCCGGCGCCUUCAGCUGCUGACCGCCCCGCGGGCGGCGCGGAGCGGGAACGGCCCCAGCCCGGAGCCGGCGGCAGGAGAUACCAGGGAAGUACCUCUUGUCCACCACUUCCUUCAUUUAACUUCCCCUUGGGGUCAGCUGGUCGUCAGCAUGCCUUCAACCGAGAAUGCCUCAAGACUUUUCCUAGUCCUCGUGUCACUGCUGCUGGUGCUGCCAGUAGCUGAAGCCCUGGAUGCGGGAGACACCAUUGCCUUCCUCCUGGGCCUUGCUGUCAGUGUCGUCGGAUUCUGCGCCUGCCUUGGCUUGUAUGCAAGGAGAAGGAAUGGGCAGCAGUGACUUCAAGAAAAUGCUCAGAUGAAGUGAAUUUCCGAACACAAUUUGGGGUUGGGUGUAAGACUGAGCUUUGGUUCUGGAUAACUUUCAAAAAAUAUGUAGUAGAUAUUCCUGCAAACCCCUCUUACUGUUCAGUACAACAGAGUCAAGACUGUACGCAGUAAAAGGGAUUUGUACGAUCUGUCCUCAUUACAAAAAGAUAAUUUUAUAUUGUGAUUAAAUAUUGCCUUAGAUAAGGGUAAAAACUUUUUGAAUGGGGAAGUAAAACUAUAGAGUGGUUCACAGUAAAAGUUUAUAAAUUUAGCAUGUGAGGGAGGCCAUCAACAAAUUUGAUAAAUUUGGUUUCAAUGUUUAGUCAGGAGGAAGCAGCUAUUAAUCUUCCUAGUCUAGAUGACAAGAGUUUUGAAAUAAGCCCUAACUCGAUAGCAAGUGAGCAGACUGCUCUCACUUGUGUGCUCACAUUCACGUUCUCUGUAAUGACAGUUAACACCUAACAGCUCACUUCUGCUGUCACAUGGAUGAGACUUAAGAGAACUAGGAAGAAUGAAAGACCUUUUCUUUUAGAAUAUUUUUAUUUUUGUUUUAGAAUAUGUCAUUCCUGUAGCCUGUGUUCUUAUUACCAAGUAGAUACACCUAAGAAUGAGAUCACCAUUUUUACUUAACAUGUAUUUCACAUAAAAGUAUAUAUAAGGCUAAGUAAAUCAGAUUAGCGAUAUGGGCUUUGUCUCUUGUUUAUUUUUUGUACUCAUCUUAUUUCUAGGCACACCUGGUUUAAGGCUUAGUUAAUUCGGUGUUUGUACUUUUUUCUCCAAAAACUGAAGACUUAACUGUAUCGAUGAGGAAUUCUGUGUGUUUAUGCAUUAGAAGGUUAUUAGAAUUAUAACAAGAUCAUUGUGCAUAUGUUUCUUUUACAGUGUAGAAAGAAUCUGUUUAAAUCAUGGGUUUAGUCAAUUAGUCCAUUGUUCCUGAGUGUAUUCCUCAUGACAAACCUAUGUUGUUAGCUAAACAUUUAGGCUUCUCUCAUUUAGGCAUAUAACUUCCACAGAAGAUUAGGACCAAAACCAAAGUAAAAAAUCCUGGUGCAAAAUAGGAGAUGUAAACAGUCUUCCUCUAUUCAUGCUCAGUCAGAUUGCAUGGUAUAUGGUUGAAAGAAAGAAGUGUGUCUAGGACCUGUUUCUUUAAGUACCAAAGGUGAAAUGGCUUAGCCAAGAAUGUCUGCCACAAGUCUCUCUGACUUGUUGGGGUGUUCCAGCUUGAGCCAAGGAGCACAAUCUUUAACAGCCUCAGAAUAAGGAGCACAGGAAGGUGAGCUCUCAGAAUUUUCUUCUGAUCUUGUGCUGUGGACACUGCCAGUCUUGGCUAGAAAUCCUGGCUUUUACCUUUCAGAGUGAUGUAUUUUGAUACUGUUCUUCCACUUCCUCUGUGUCUCUGUUCAGUAGAGCACAAAGCAAUGGCUAUGGGCAGGUCUUAUGUAAGUAAUUGAGUGGGCAGAUCGUGUUCUCCAAAUCCUGAUUCCUGCGUGCCAUUUUUGGCAGAAAGGGACACAAUGCACAAUUACUGUGUACAAAGGAAAUUUACAGUCCUAAGAGGAGCUUCAGACAGAAAUACCACCUCUGAAAGCUGCCUAGCAGCAGUACAUGAUCCUGCAUGUAAUAAUUCAACUGAGUGGGUGCAAGCAUAGAUUGAAGUGUGAUCUUCGAUGUUCCAGCUUAGCUAAACAAAACAGACAAAAACAAACAAAAACCCACAAACACAGAAUUGCCACUCAAUUCACUUUAUAGUUCCCAAAAUUAAAAAUAUUUGCCUUUUUUUCAGUAAAAGAUAUUUUAACACAAGCAAAUUUUCACAGACUCCUUUAUCUACACCUUGGCAAUCCCUGGCAAUAUUUUCACAGAACUGGGCAGUUUCACUGCAGGGGAGCAAAAUUUUAACAGAGUUAAUUAUCUUCAGGCAGUAGGGACACAAGAAACUCUAUUAUUUGUCCAAAGCUGUAUGUACUUCAUUGAAAGAUGUUUGCACAGUAUAAUGGCUUUGUUUCCUGGGUUCUGAUAGAAGCUUUAUUGUUUAAGACUUGCAUUUCUCAAUUACUUGCAUGUAAAAUCAGAUACCCUUGUUUUUCUUCUGUCUUAAUAAAAUUUGACGUUUCAUUUGUCA
Messenger RNA from Prinia subflava (tawny-flanked prinia), 2569 nucleotides. RefSeq names its product small integral membrane protein 30 (gene SMIM30). The record is from RefSeq and is a predicted model, not a curated record. Lineage: Eukaryota; Metazoa; Chordata; Aves; Passeriformes; Cisticolidae. The coding region runs from base 233 to 418 and encodes 61 amino acids. The transcript has 2 exons.